AUGGAUAGGAGUUGGAUGUUAAUUUUUGAUAGAUUCAGUCAGCCAUUUGUAGAUGGGGUGAACUCAUUUAUUGAAUUUGCAAAGUUUCAUUUGGGUGAGGCUAGGGAGAUUAAGUGCCCAUGCAUCAAUUGUUGUAACUUUUAUAAGCAGGAGUAUGAUAUUGUGACGGCUCAUUUGCUCAUAAGUGGGAUGAUAGUAUCAUACACCACUUGGUUAGAACACGGUGAACUUCCAGAACACAAUAACCUUAAUGAAAGCAAUGUGAAGAAUGAUGAGGAUAAAGAUGAAUAUAAUAAACUGAUAGAGGACUAUCAAAGGGGGAAUUUUAUGGAGGGUGAUACUCUAGAAAGAGAGGAUGUACGACACUUUGAUAAAUUGUUAGAUGCUUCCCAAUGUUGCUUGUACCCAGGUUGCAAAAACUCAGAUACUUUGUUGUCAUUCGUUAUUCAGAUGCUACAUGUGAAGGUAGAAAAUAAGUGGAGCAAUAAGUCUUUUGACAAGGUUUUGGAGAUACAAAGGCGAUUCCUACUAGAAGGCCACGUGGUGCCAGGGUCAAUUUACGAGUGCAAGAAGUUACUACGUGACUUGGGCUUGGGGUACGAGCUCAUUGAUGCAUGUAAACAUAAUUGUGUACUAUUCUGGAAGGAGAAUGCUCACUUGGAAAAAUGUCCCACAUGUCAAGCAUCUAGGUACAGAGUAAAUGAUAGCAAGGGUAAGAAGAUCCCUCACAAGAUAUUGCGUUACUUCCCAUUGACACCUAGAUUGAGAAUAUUGUACAUGUCUAGGAAGACGGCAAAAGACAUGAGAUGGCAUAGUGAUAAGCCUGUUGAUGAUGGUGUAGGGAGGCAUCCGGCUGAUUGUAAAGAGUGGAAGGAAUUUUAUUUGCAUUAUCCAGAGUUUGCCCAGGAGACUCGCAAUGUUAGGUUGGGUCUAGCCACCGAUGGGUUCAAUCCUUUUGGGAACAUGAGCACUUCCUAUAGCAUGUGGCCUGUCAUACUCAUGCCCUAUAACCUCCCACCUUGGAGAUGUAUGAAGGCCCCAUUUUUCAUGAUGUCCUUACUUAUUCCUGGACCUAAUCAACCAGGGACUGAUAUUGAUGUCUACCUAAGGCCAUUGAUUGAUGAGUUGAAGGAGUUAUGGGAGAAUGGCGUGAUGACUUACGAUGCCUCCACUGAACAGACCUUCCGGAUGCAUGCAGCUGUAAUGUGGACCAUAAAUGACUUCCCUGCAUAUGGUGACUUAUCUGGAUGGAGAACUAAAGGUUAUUUGUCUUGCCCUCCUUGUAAUGAUAAUCCAUUGUCACGCGGGUUGAUCAGUAAGAUUGGGUGGGUGGGUCAUCGAGCUUACUUGCCUGAUAACCACCUUUGGAGGAAAGACAAGAAGUUUGAUGGUUUAACUGAGCUUAGAAAGAAAUCCUUGGAUUUACCGGUGGAAAAAGUAAUGGCUCAAUUGGAUCAAUUGCGGGAAGUCAAGUUUGGAAAGGAUCCUACCAACAAGAAAAGACCACGAGAGUCUGAAGAAUUGAAUUGGACAAAGAAAAGCAUAAUGUGGGAGCUACCGUAUUGGAAGAAAUUAAACCUCCGACACAAUCUUGAUGUCAUGCACAUUGAGAAGAAUAUUUGUGAAAACUUUUACGGGACGAUGUUGGCCAUAGAUGGGAAAAACAAGGACACGUACAAAGCACGUGAUGAUUUGCAAGAAAUGGGCAUAAGGCAAGAAUUGCAUCUACAGAGGAAAGAUAACGGAUCCGUUGUAAAGCCUCAGGCAGCCUACACAUUGGAUUCUCGACAAAUAGAUGGUUUUUGUGAAUUCUUGAAGUCUAUUAGUUAUCCAGAUGGCUAUGCAGCUGUAGACGUCCCCGGACGCCCCGGGAGGACGAGUCCCAUUCUACCUCGUUCUGUUCGUUUAUGGGUCUACUACAGUUGCUUCUCUAAGUGUUGUGGAACACUACCGGCUGAGUGA
Messenger RNA from Camellia sinensis, 1962 nucleotides. Lineage: Eukaryota; Viridiplantae; Streptophyta; Magnoliopsida; Ericales; Theaceae. The record is from RefSeq and is a predicted model, not a curated record.